Drosophila nasuta is the source of this 3056-nucleotide messenger RNA. It is a transcript of the gene dpr12, whose product is annotated as defective proboscis extension response 12. The record is from RefSeq and is a predicted model, not a curated record. Gene Ontology annotation, biological process: synapse organization. Gene Ontology annotation, cellular component: neuron projection membrane. NCBI's taxonomy places the organism in Eukaryota, Metazoa, Arthropoda, Insecta, Diptera, Drosophilidae. The annotation marks the transcript as partial. The transcript has 8 exons.
ACGCCAUUGCUGAAAGGAAACAGCGCGUUCAUUCAAAAAGCCAUUAACCCUAAUAAGCAGGCAACACAACAGCAACAGCAACAACAGCAACUAGAAAAGGAGCAACUGCAGCACUCAACAGUAGCAGCAGCAACAUCAUCAGAACGCUACGCAUCGCAUGGCAUCGAUGUGCCAUUGUCUGCUCCAGUUGUUGUUGUAGUUGAAGACGCCAGCCACAACAACACAAGUAGAGGGAGUCGCAAUCGCCCCGCUCCCAGCGCAAAAGGAGUUGAAGUUGCUUCAACACGUAAACAGAGAGGGUUGCCACAAAUGUUGCUGCCACGGCUGCUGCGACAGCGGCUGCUGCAUGUGCCGCUGCAUUUAAUGGAACUGCGAAUAUUGCUGCUCUGCCUGCCAACGUUGCUGCUGGCCACCACACUGGAGCCAGACCAAAAGUCAAUACUCACAGAUAACGAUUGGAAGAAGCUAUGGAUGCGCGGCGGUAUAAAUGCCGACUCAAAAUUGGAUAAUAAUCUCGACUCCAGUGACAGCCCCAUGUUCGAGGACAGUGAGCUGAUGGCGCAUAACACGACCGUCCAGCUUGGUGGCACCGCCUUUCUGGUCUGCAAGGUCUCCGGCGUGGAUAGAAAUCAAAUUUCUUGGAUACGCCGACGGGACUGGCAUAUAUUAUCCUCCGGCGCCCAGCUCUAUACAAACGAUGAGCGUUUCGCGAUACUGCACACGCCCGGCUCCAACAUGUGGACGCUGCAGAUAAAGUUUGUGCAGCGCCGGGAUCACGGCAUGUACGAGUGCCAGGUCUCGACACCAACUGGCAUCAUUUCUCACUUUGUGAAUCUUCAAGUGGUUGUGCCCGAAGCCUUCAUACUUGGCUCCGGUGAACUGCAUGUCGACAUGGGCUCAACAAUCAAUUUGGUUUGCAUUAUUGAGAAGAGUCCAACACCACCGCAGUACGUGUACUGGCAGAAAAACGACCGUCUCAUCAACUACUAUGACUCCAGGCGGGACAUCUCCAUCGAGACCACACCGGGGCCGCGCACGCAGAGUCGUCUUAUCAUUCGGGAGCCCCAAAUCACCGACUCCGGCAACUACACCUGCUCUGCCAGCAACACCGAGCCAGCUAGCAUUUAUGUCUUUGUAUCAAAAGGCGACAAUAUGGCGGCAAUCUCACGUCGCAAAACCUCCUCGGCCGAUCGCAUUACGCACAUAUUUAGGUCGAUGCUGGCGCCCUGUCUCCUGCUAAACACGGUCGUUGUGAGACGCAUUUUCUUGACCUAAGCAACUUAAAUCAGAUACAAAAUCAUGGCGCAAGCGAAACAAAAAUGGAAAUUUAGUAAAGUACUCAUAUGAUGAUAACAACACAACAAAAUCCUAUUUAAGCUAUUUCAAUGUUAGAAUUUAAAUAAAAUAAAAUCCAAGAAAAAAUUAAAUAUAAUACCUAUACAUACAAAUAAAUAAUUUAUUUAAAGAAAAGAACAAAAUCGACAUUUAAAAAAUAAAGAAAUAAAAAUCUAGCGUAAAUCUUAGGCUAAGCUCAAUAGAAACUGUGUAAAAAUCAACAUAAAUCGAAUCACAAUCUAUUCAGACUUAGAUUCAAUGAAUGUGUGUGUGUAUGCAAGGCAUUUACAACAACAACAAAAGAUGAGAAAAGUAUGAAAAACAAUAAAAUGUUUUGAUACUCGUAAACAUAAGUUUAAGUUGAGUUUUUAGUAAUCGUUUUACAUAAUUGUGUACAGUUUUUUAAUCACCCUCAAAUUUGUAAUUCAAGGUAAAUUCAUUUCUCCCAAGUUUCAUUUAAAGUUAGUUUAUGGCUUUUAAAUUCGUUAGCUUAUACAUAGUUAAUGCUUUGCCUUGCCAACAAAACAACAACAAUCAUUGGCCAUUCUCUGCAACAAAUUGUUUUGGAUAUCAAUAUGUUUUGUUGGGUCUUAAGCAAAUGUUUGCAUCGCUGACAGAUAUAAUCUCAAUGGAUCAAACUUGCGACCGCAUACAGAAUAAUUAUAUAUAUAAUCGAGAUAAGAACAUUUUGCAUAAGUAGCCAAUUUCAGUCCAUACCAAUCGUUAUUGCAACUGUUACCAAUUAUCAAUUGAAUAAACCCAAAGUCUAUAUAACAACAAAACAAAAAGAGAGCAAAAGCCAACACAAAAUAAAAAAAAUUAUAGUAAUUAAUUGCGUUAUUAAGUUUGUAAAUAAAUUGUAUUGCAAAUGGCAUGGCACACACGACAAACACAGAAAAAAAGAGAGAAAUUAUUUAUUGUAAGUGUAAAUACAUAAAACAAAAAAAAAAAAAGCAUUCUAGCACAACAACAAGUAAAACAGACACAAAGAACUGAAUGGGGGAAAAAGAAAGGACAGCAGCUGUGCGUGAAUAAGGGUAUUCGGAGUGCGGGCAGCUGUCAUUUGCAUGUUGUAAUAAAUUGCCCAAAUCUGAAACAUUAAGAGCCGAACAGACACACAGACAGAUCGUAGCUAUAACCAUGAAACUAGCCAUAAGUUUCAGCAAAUCAGCCAAAACCGAAAAUCAGAGAAUCAGACAGACAUGCGAAGAGGCUUACUUUAGAUGUUGCUGCUUGGAACGAACUAGAAAAAUUGAAUCAUUUAGAAACCGUAAGCUAUAGAGACGCAAGUUCGAUAUAAUUCUAAUCAAAUUGAAGGUUCAGACAUUUUUAGAUACCAGGAUGACGUUUCCUAACUUCCUUCACGACAAAACACCUGAAGAUUAGACAAAAUCAUCUAUGUAAUCCAACAUGUACAACUUUUUGACUGUUUUUCAUAAGCAUUAACAUCCAUAUAAGCAUACAAAAGAAAAUCCAAAAUAAUCACAUAUUUGUGUGUUAAACAGUUUACAAAAAGAAAAAACUCAAAGUAAAUAAAUAAUUAAAAACCAAAAAAACAAUAAGUACAUUUACAUAAAGAAAAAAAGAAAGAGAAAACUCUACUAAAGACCCAUAAUAAACAACUGUUAAAAAUUUCAUGAUAUUUGAAUAGAUUCAUUAGUGUGAAAAGCAGAAUACGAAAAAUUAAUAUUACUAAUAAUAGUAAACAAAAGUAAUAAUAA